Molecule: messenger RNA, 1341 nt
Organism: Dermacentor andersoni
Lineage: Eukaryota; Metazoa; Arthropoda; Arachnida; Ixodida; Ixodidae
Product: sulfotransferase ssu-1-like
Molecular function (GO): sulfotransferase activity
Source: RefSeq, a predicted model, not a curated record
GCGAGGAGGACAGCGGCGCUUUUCCGAGAGCAUACGAGACGGGCGCGCCGGCUGCGACCGGCUUCCUUCGCUCGUCAAUUACGACGACGUUCCGUUCGCCCCCUGCGGCAUACGUUUAUCUGGGCGCUCGUUUCUCGGUGCGGAGUUACUGUGUGCCGAGCUUGCGAAAGAAGGACGCGGUUGCUUGCGGCGUCCCCGAUUGCUUCGCACGUUUAUCGAAAGGCGCUGGAGAAAGGUGUACGACGCCAACUGCUGCAGCCCCCGAGGCGGCCGCCUCGCGUGUGUGCUCGAGCGAGGAAACGCCGUUGGUGCGCAGCGAAGCCUCGACAGAAGGCCCCGAAUGAUGGCAACGCGCCCGCUGACCCGGGUGAUCGAGGGCAUGCUCUGGAGCUACUACUUCCCCGAGCAAUGCGUCCGCUCGGCGCUUGCCUACCAGCCUCUUCCAGACGACGUGUUCAUCGUCAUCUACCCGAAGUGCGGAACGACCUGGCUGCAGUACCUCGUCUACAACAUAUACAGCGGCGCAGUUCCUCCCCGGAACCGCGAGGAGUUCUGGGACAGCACGCCCUUCCUGGAGAUGCGCGGCGCAGAGCGAUCGAUCCUGAGGAGAAAGCCGGGUGCCAUAAAGACGCAUUUGCCCUUCGACAGGCAGCCCUACUCGCCGCAGGCUAAGUACCUGUACAUCACGCGCAACCCGUUUGACUGCUGCGUCUCCUACUACUACCACACCAAGCACCUGCCGGGCUACUGCUUCGAAAAGGGCACCUUCGACGAGUUCUUCGAGCUGUUCAUCACGGGCGACGUCGAGUUCGGCGACUACUUCGACCACCUGCUGUCGUGGUACGCCCACCGUUCGGAUCCCAACGUCCUGUUCCUGACCUACGAGGAACUCAAGAGAGACACCGCGGCCGCUGUGGUUAAGAUGGCCGGCUUCCUCGGCGACCAGUACGCCGCGAGGCUGCGCGACGAGCCGGCGCUGGUCGAACGCAUCCUCCAGGCCGCGGCGCUGGGCAACAUGAAGAAAAUCUUCAACUCGUGCGACUUCGCCGUCAAGGACGAGGUCAGAUCGGCAAGCAUCAAAUACGAAGAGUCCCAAGUGGCAGCGAAUAGCACGAGCGUGGAAGAACUGGUUCGUAGGCCGAUGACCGGCGAAUUUGUCCGCAAGGGCACCGUAGGCGACUGGAAAGGACACUUCUCCCCGGUACAGGUGCAGCGCAUGCUGGAGCUCAUCCGAGUCAGGACUGGCGGGAGUGACGUCAUGGACUUGUGGAAGGACAUUGAUAUUCCCCGAUGACAGAUAGCAGGUCCCGCAGGUGUAAUAAACAUUUUCUUUUCAUUCUA